Molecule: messenger RNA, 318 nt
Organism: Blepharisma stoltei
Lineage: Eukaryota; Ciliophora; Heterotrichea; Heterotrichida; Blepharismidae
Source: the annotation of a GenBank genome assembly
AUGGAGAUCACAACACCUGCUGAAUAUAAAAAAGCUACCCAGGGAAAGAGUGUUAACAAAUUCUGCGACAUGCAGACUGAAAUGGGAGCAGAAGCCCUUGAUAUAGUUACCUCCACAAUUGAAAAAUUUACGAAGUCAGAAGUCUUGGAAGUCGAUAAUGCUACCCGCUUCAUCAAAGAUCAGAUGGACAAGCAAUUCGGUCCUUCUUGGCACUGUGUAGUAGGAGAAGGAUACUCAUUCGACAUUACUGCUCAAAAACAAAAUCUGCUUUAUGUUUACUAUACUGGCUCUCUUGCAAUUCUUUUAUGAAAAUCUUAG